This is a messenger RNA of Babesia ovata, 777 nucleotides long. Its product is annotated as hsp70 interacting protein, putative. The coding region runs from base 1 to 777 and encodes 258 amino acids. The record is from RefSeq and is a predicted model, not a curated record. The transcript is spliced from 6 exons. Gene Ontology annotation, molecular function: protein binding. Lineage: Eukaryota; Apicomplexa; Aconoidasida; Piroplasmida; Babesiidae.
AUGGUUCAACUGGCUAUACGCGGCUGUCGGCUGCUUACUACUGCAGCGCGAUCGCUGCGGGUUUACGGGGCCACCCAAACGCGUAUUAUAGGACGAAUCCCGGCGAGGCCCUUGCCAAGCUCGCGGAGAACGUUUGUUUCUCAACGGGAAGGGGGUAUUGAUGAAGUGGAGGACGCGUACCUGCCUCAGGGACCGAAAGACACGCUACUGAUGCUAGGAUAUUCCGUCAAGGAGGACCAGAUUGAGGGACAUGUACAGGUCCUCAAAGAGACGUUGAAGCUCAAAAUGAUGACGCUACCGUACUACUCCGAAGACAUGGCGCAGAGUUUCACUGACCUCGCCAUGGCACAGCACCAAUCGGUCCAGUUCAUCAACGAGGCCAAGACCAACUACCUCAAGGCGCUCGAAAUUUGGACCAAAAUCUGCGGGCAGGAAUCGAGGGAGGUUGCCAACGUCCUGUGCCUCAUCGGCGUGGUGUUGAGAGAUAUCGGCGACAUCGAUGCCGCCAACAAACAAAUUGGAUCGGUUGAAAGCCAGUUGUCGAGUGUAUUUGCGCUAAACAACCUCGCUGGAAUUGAACACAUCAAGGGCAACAUGGCAGAGGCCACGGAGCUCUACGAGGAGGCUGCUAGAAUCAUGCUUACCGCAACAGGGGGAGAUCCCAAUCACCGUAUGAUAGCGUUACUGUACUACAACAUAGCAUGCUCAAGCGCCGCCAUGGGAGACCGCGUCGCUGCGGAGACCGCACUGCGCAGGGUAAGGGCGUUGCCUGCUUGA